Sciurus carolinensis (gray squirrel) is the source of this 948-nucleotide messenger RNA. RefSeq names its product olfactory receptor 150-like. The record is from RefSeq and is a predicted model, not a curated record. Gene Ontology annotation, biological process: G protein-coupled receptor signaling pathway; sensory perception of smell. The transcript has a single exon. Gene Ontology annotation, cellular component: membrane. Gene Ontology annotation, molecular function: G protein-coupled receptor activity; olfactory receptor activity; odorant binding. Lineage: Eukaryota; Metazoa; Chordata; Mammalia; Rodentia; Sciuridae. Bases 10 to 948 code for a protein of 312 amino acids.
CAGAAGAAAAUGGGAGAAAGAAACCACUCCAGAGUGACUGAAUUCAUCCUGGCUGGAUUAACAGACAAACCAGAGCUCCAGCUGCCCCUCUUCAUCCUCUUCCUAGGAAUCUAUGUGCUCACGGUCCUGGGGAACCUGGGCAUGAUCACACUGAUUAGGCUCAGCUCUCACCUGCACACACCCAUGUACUACUUGCUCAGCAGUCUCUCCUUCAUUGACUUCUGCAAUUCUACUGUGAUCACCCCCAAAAUGCUGGUGAACUUUGUGACAGAGAAAAACACCAUCUCCUAUGCUGAAUGCAUGACUCAGUUCUACUUCUUUGCAGCUUUUGCAAUUGCAGAAUGUCACAUGCUGGCUGCAAUGGCUUAUGACCGCUAUGUUGCCAUCUGUAGCCCCUUGCUUUACAAUGUAACCAUGUCUACUCAAGUCUGCUCCUGGAUGGUAGUUGGGGUGUAUAGCAUGGGCUUGAUUUGUGCCACAGCUCACAUAGUCUGCAUGGUGAGACUGCUUUUCUGUGAGGCUAUAAUAAACCAUUAUACCUGUGAUCUUUAUCCCUUACUGGAGCUCUCCUGCUCCAGUACAUUUAUCAGUGAGGUAGUAGGUCUGUGCACCAGUGCCUUCAAUAUCUUUGUCCCAGUCUUGACCAUCCUUAGCUCCUACAUCUUCAUCAUCACCAGUAUCCUGCGCAUUCGCUCCACUGAUGGCAGAGCCAAAGCCUUCAGCACCUGCAGCUCCCACAUCUCAGCUGUUGCUCUCUUCUUUGGAUCUGGUGCAUUCAUGUAUCUGCAGCCAUCGUCAGUCAGCUCCAUGGACCAAGGGAAAGUGUCCUCUGUGUUUUACACCAUCAUUGUGCCCAUGCUGAACCCUCUAAUCUACAGUCUGAGGAAUAAGGAUGUCAAAAUUGCCCUACGAAAACUCCUUGGAAAAAGAAAAAGAAAUUUUCUGUAA